AUGGAGACUCUGGAAAAGUACUUUGGAGGAGAGCCAGGAGGAUACUUCUACAGAGAGAAGACAUUUGUAGGGACAGAUGAAGAAUAUCUGGAGGCAAAGAAAAACUCGUCUACUAUUUUUGUAUCCAAUGUCCCCACGAACGUACGGGAGGAACGAAUAUGGGAGCUAUUUUUGCUGUGUGGGGCUGUAAAAAGGGUUAUAAUGGGGUUGAAUAGAAACACACUUAGAUUCUGUGGAUUCUGCUUUGUCGAGUUCUAUGAGGUCUGUUCUGCAGAUAUGGCUGUCCGAUACAUAAACGGGUUCCGGAUCGACCAGGUCCCAUUGACAAUCGACAAGGACUAUGGGUUUGUGGAGGGAAGACAGUAUGGAAGAGGAGUGUUUGGAGGACGGGUCAAAGCAGACAAGAUGUAUCUUGAAGAUAAACAUCAAAGGGAUGGUGUUAAGAGAAGAAGACAAGGUAGAUUCCUGCGGUAA
Molecule: messenger RNA, 474 nt
Organism: Encephalitozoon intestinalis ATCC 50506
Lineage: Eukaryota; Fungi; Microsporidia; Unikaryonidae
Product: putative RNA-binding protein
Exons: 1
Coding region: 1-474 (157 amino acids)
Biological process (GO): mRNA cis splicing, via spliceosome
Cellular component (GO): nuclear cap binding complex
Molecular function (GO): RNA cap binding
Source: RefSeq, a predicted model, not a curated record